AUGUUUCCCGACACGCGAUACCUACGAGAAAUACUUUCGCGAAUCACCGCCGGUGUCACCAUUGACGCCUUUCUUAUCACGAAGCGCACUUCUACAAUCGCCUCAUCCUCUAACACGCACACCCUAUCAGUCGACGGCCUCCGCGGCUUCGCUGCCUGCACGGUCCUCAUCUCCCACCACGUUACGAACUGGUAUUACCACCUCCGUCUCGGCUACCACUCCACGCCCACCCUCUCCCAGCACGCGCCCUUCCCGCCCACCAACUCCGACUCCCUGUGGCAGUUACCGAUCAUCAGACUGCUCUACUCAGGCAGGGCAGCCGUGGCGAUCUUCUUCGUCAUUUCAGGCUUUGCUCUAUCCUACAAACCACUGAAACUCAUCCGUCACCACCGCGCGAUUAAAUCCGGACUGGUCGCCAGGAUCGAUCCGGGAGAUUCAGCCGAGCGCGCAAGAGGCAAUGUUCUCGCUGUGAUGGGGAGCUCCCUCCUCCGACGAGGCAUCAGACUGUUCGUGCCGGUGGUGGCUGGGACCUUCAUUGCAGCCAUCCUGGCUUAUCUGGACGCCUUCACGCCGACGCCGCUCCGCAACGAAGUCGUCCCUGCUCACUUCCCGACCCUCUCCCUCCAGCUCCGAGACUGGUGGUCGGAUUUUGCGGAAUUGGUGUUCCCGUUCAGGGAGUUGAAUCCGAAUCAUCUCAAGAUCUCGCGGUACAAUGGGCAUUUGUGGACGAUCCCGCUGGAGUUCUACGGGAGUAUGGCUGUCUUCUUGGGUGUGCUAGGGCUGAGCGGUGCGAUGCCGCUUGUGAGGAUGGGGCUACUGUUGGGGGUGGGUGCGUGGGGUUUAGUCAGUGGACGGUGGGAUGUGUGGUUGUUCUUGACGGGGGUGGUUAUUGCCGAGUGGAGUUUGAUUCUCGAGGAGGGAGAAUCCCACGAGGAAGCGGGCGUUGAAGUUGAGGUUGAAGUCGAGAUAUGCGACGAAGUAAGAAGGGCGAGUUGGGGAAGAUGGGCCGAUGUUUGGCAGGACAGUCUCCCCUUUCCGUCCCAGUUGCCUUUGCCGAGACGCGAGAGCCAACAACAUCAACAACAUCAACAACAACAACAUCAACAAGAACACCGCCCGCUAUCCCGCAUCUCAAGCAAACUCCUCCUCGCAGCCCAACAACACGUCAGCUCUCCAAUCCCCAGCUCCCCCAAACCCUUCAUCUCUAUCCUCAACCUCACCGUCCUCCUCCUCUCCCUCUACAUCCUCUCCUACCCAGGCGAGUCCCCGACCCCAGGCCCCUACCACGCGCCCCUCCUCCCCUGGACGCCCCCGCUCUGGGACUCCCUCUUCCUCGGCCGCGAGCACUACUGGCACGCCCUCUCGGCGCCGCUUCUCCUCCUCGCGCUCGCCAACUCCCGCGCCUGCCAGCGGCCCUUCACCAGCAGCCUGGCCCAGUACCUGGGCAGCAUCUCCUACUCCCUGUACAUCACCCACGGCCUGGUCCUGUUCACGCUGGGCACCGGCCUGCAGGAGCGCUGGACCGGCCAGGUUGGCGUGCAGACGUGGAAGGAUAACGGCUUCGGGGCGCUGAUGGAGACGCAGGCGCGCCCGGACAUGGGGCCGCUUGGCACGGAGACGUACAGCCACGCCUUUGCCGUGACGAGCUGCGUGUGUGGGGUGCUGUGCGUAUGGGCGGCGGAUGUCUUCUGGAGGGGUGUUGAUGGGCGGGUGGUGCUAUGGGGGCGGAAGAUUGAAAGGCUGUUGUCUUGA
Molecule: messenger RNA, 1752 nt
Organism: Drepanopeziza brunnea f. sp. 'multigermtubi' MB_m1
Lineage: Eukaryota; Fungi; Ascomycota; Leotiomycetes; Helotiales; Drepanopezizaceae
Source: RefSeq, a predicted model, not a curated record